GUUUGUGGUGCCAUAAUGGGACUCCUGAAACAGUUGGUUGUUGCUGUGAUUUUACUCUCACAAGAGUUUGUGAGUAUAGGAGCUGAUGAAGAAGUGAAAGCCUCAGAAGCAUGUGGUUUUGAAGCUAUAUUCAACUUUGGUGACUCCAAUUCAGACACUGGAUGCAUGUCAGCAGCAUUUUUCCCUGCGGCUUUGCCAUAUGGUCAGACCUUCUUCCAUGAGGCUGCAGGGAGAGCUUCUGAUGGACGCCUUAUCAUAGAUUUCAUUGCCAAGCACCUAGGUUUGCCAUACUUGAGUGCAUACAUGGACUCAAUUGGAUCAAGUUAUAGUCACGGUGCAAACUUUGCAGCAGCAGCAUCAACUAUUAGGCGCCAAAACAGAACCUUCUUUGACGGUGGUAGUCCUUUCAAUCUCGAAAUUCAAGUGUCACAGUUCAUCCAAUUUAAGACACGCACUGCCAAGUUCUACAACCAAGGACAGGGAAAUUCCUAUCCAAAGCCAGAGGAUUUUUCCAAGGCUAUCUACACAUUUGAUAUUGGGCAAAAUGACAUUGCUGCUGCUCUUCAAAGAAUGGGCCAGGAAGAUUCUGAAGCAGUGAUAUCAGACAUAGUGGACCAAUUAUCAAACCAAGUUAUAUAUUUAUACAAUGAAGGAGCAAGGACAUUCUGGAUCCAUAACACAGGCCCCAUUGGUUGCCUACCAGUGGCCAUGCCCAUGCACAAUGCCUACAAUUAUACUCCAGUGCCUGGAUAUCUUGAUCAAAACGGCUGUGUCGUAUACCAAAACGACUUGGCCAAAGGGUUCAAUAGAAAGCUCAAUGAUACAGUGGUCAAGCUGAGGGCAGUGUACCUUGAUGCCUCAUUUGUGUAUGUGGACAUGUUCUCUGCUAAGUAUGAGCUAAUCAGUAAUGCUAAGAAAGAAGGAUUUGAAGACCCAUCUAAAAUCUGUUGUGGGUAUCAUGAGGGUGGCAAUCACUUCUACUGUGGGAAUUACAAUGCAACGAUUAAUGGAACAGAAAUUUAUGCUGGUUCAUGCAAAGAUCCUUCUUCACACAUUAGCUGGGAUGGCGUGCACUACACUGACGCAGCAAAUAGCUGGAUUGCUAAUCGUAUUGUAAAUGGUUCAUUCUCAGAUCCACCACUUCCCAUUACACGUUCAUGCUCCUUAGCAUAGAUAUUGCACUUUUUCCGAUCUAAGACAUAAGGCACAAGGGAAAUAUAAUGUUCUGCAUACCCAGGAAAUUGUUUACUUGCUUUGUUAUUUCACGAACAUGAUGUUGUAAUGUUCACACUUAGUUUCUUUUUUAAUACUUUGGCAAAUAAAAAGGUAGAGAAACUGCGAUUGAAGGGUUUUCUUGUUAUUUUAUGAUUUUAAAUAUUGGUUUAAUGAAAAUAUAUAGUGGACAACUUAUUAUUAUUAUUAUUA
Molecule: messenger RNA, 1425 nt
Organism: Cajanus cajan (pigeon pea)
Lineage: Eukaryota; Viridiplantae; Streptophyta; Magnoliopsida; Fabales; Fabaceae
Product: GDSL esterase/lipase At5g14450
Molecular function (GO): hydrolase activity, acting on ester bonds
Source: RefSeq, a predicted model, not a curated record